GCUUCAACUGUGAGGUCAUUGUGUUCUCAUUCCAACAGCUUCCGGCCUUGUUGGCCAUUGAAAUGGGGUGAGCCUGAUGCAGAACGGCAAUGCUGAGGCUCAAGUUGCUACGAUGGGCCUGUCUGGUGGGGUUCCUAAUCUUCUUGGCCCAGUUGAUCCCGAGGACUUUGUCCUACCAGCCAGGCAGCCCCCUCACGACUGACGAGUACCUGGACUUUUUCGCGUCUAUGAGGCCCAAGUGGAAGGCAAGCGUGGUGUGUCAGAUCCGACGUAGCAAAGGUUGCCAGGAUCCUAAAAUCCUACAGCUGGAUCAGUAUGAGAACCAUGGCGAGAUCCCAGAGGGUCCCAUCUGUGCGGAUCUUCCUCACGUCAUACGUUUUGAGACUUUUUGUCUAUUUGCACAGUUUCGGUGUUCAAACCGGAGGUUCUACGUCAAGCGGAUACUGUGCCCUGAGUUUGAAGAGGAUGAGCAUGUGCAUGAACACGAACAUGAGCACGAACAUGAACAUGGGCAUGAACAUGAGCACGAGCAUGAGCACGAACAUGGGCAUGAACAUGAGCACGAACAUGGGCAUGAACAUGAGCAUGAACAUGAACAUGAGCAUGAACACGAACAUGAGCAUGAACAUGAGCAUGAACACGAGCCUGAGCACGAGUACAAACAUGAAGACGAGUACGAGGAUCAAGACGAAGUCAAUGCCGUUUCUCCAUCCCCAAGCCAGUUGCGUCACAUGCCGCAGAUAGACCAUGGUGCCACACCGUCCCGCGACGCCCGCCUCCGCUCCAACAUCGACGCCAUUUUGAAAUAUUCCUUUGCCGUCUCAGGCCAGGAGCCCGUGGCCAGGGAACGCUCCUUCCCAACUCCCUCCAGCAAGCCGGACUACGUGGGUGCCGUGCUUGUUGCGGCCACUGCGGAAGUCGUGGCCACCACCGAAGCGACUGCCUCCAAAGCUGAAGAGACGACAGCCGCCAAGGGGCUCUCGAACCAGCAGCUCCAUAAGAGCAUCCACCGCCUGAUUGGCAUGGCCUUCUCCCUGGAGCAGUCCCUGAAUGCCGAGAACGCGCAGCCUUUCAAAGGCAGAGAAGGAGAUCUGAAUAUCCUGACUAGCCAGGAAGGGAUCGGUUCCAAGGGGAGCCUCUUAGCUCUUGACAAGGAAGAAGCUCUGGUGAUUCUCUGCUAUGCAGUGCUGCAAGACAUUUGCAUAUCCUCGGCUGUUAGCAAGGCCUGGAAACAAAUGGAGUCAAAAACCUUUGGCUUUGGGGAAUUGGUGUGUGAUAGCCUUGGCCGACGCCAUGCCGACAUGUGCUCUGAGUGUGCUUUCUGCUCCCUGAAGACAGAGCAGUGCCAAGGGGCCUCGAAUCUGAAGCGUACCCACUGUGUUGGUGGCAUAUUCACAUCCUACAUCAACCCGGGGAUCUUGGCUCAGCACCAGGCUAUGCGUUCCAGGGUCCCCACAGGGGUAGAAGAGUAUUUUGGGGUUGAGACAUAUGCAGGCUUGAAAGCAGACUAUUGGUGCGGUCGCUUGGCUGCUCAUGGCUGUGAUGAUUAUCGGGUGUCUCUUUGGUUGAAGACAGAGUAUUCCUCCUUCCAAAAAGGAGAUUUCCCACAAGAAAUCUGCGACUCGACAGGAGUUCAACACCCCACCUACUGUGCUUUCAAGAGCAAGCAGUGUCUGAAAGACAGCCAUGCUGGAGAGAAGGUGAUGCGGAAGCCUUGCCGAAAACACCAGACUUACCGAGUGCUAAGUAGGGAGGAAGGGGAAGAGGAAGUGGUACUUUGGAACAAGAAAUUCUUUAUCAGUAAUGGAGAGGGCAGAGAGUGAGAGCAGUGGC
This is a messenger RNA of Lacerta agilis (Sand lizard), 1833 nucleotides long. It is a transcript of the gene ACRBP, whose product is annotated as acrosin binding protein. NCBI's taxonomy places the organism in Eukaryota, Metazoa, Chordata, Lepidosauria, Squamata, Lacertidae. The record is from RefSeq and is a predicted model, not a curated record. The coding region runs from base 90 to 1823 and encodes 577 amino acids. The transcript has 9 exons. Gene Ontology annotation, cellular component: acrosomal vesicle; nucleus.